Molecule: messenger RNA, 719 nt
Organism: Rhincodon typus (whale shark)
Lineage: Eukaryota; Metazoa; Chordata; Chondrichthyes; Orectolobiformes; Rhincodontidae
Product: dihydropteridine reductase
Exons: 6
Coding region: 105-719 (204 amino acids)
Biological process (GO): tetrahydrobiopterin biosynthetic process; L-phenylalanine catabolic process
Cellular component (GO): cytoplasm
Molecular function (GO): NADH binding; 6,7-dihydropteridine reductase activity; NADPH binding
Source: RefSeq, a predicted model, not a curated record
UUUAUUGUAGGUCUUGGGCUGAUGAUUGGAGGAGGCUUGUGGUCAGUUUGAGAGAGUAAGGGCGUUGGGAGCUGAUCAGUUUUCAGACAGAGAGAAAAACAGCAAUGGCAGCAGCUCAUAGAGUCAUCGUGUAUGGAGGAAAGGGAGCUCUGGGCACUAAAUGUGUUGAGUUUUUUAAAUCUAAACACUGGUGGGUUGCCUCCAUUGACCUCAUGUCUAAUGAAGAAGCGAAUGCAAAUAUCAUCGUGAAAACGAGCGAGUCCUUCACUGAGCAGGCGGAGCAGGUUACCACAGAGGUUGCCAGUCUUCUUGGGGAACAGAAGGUGGAUGCCAUUAUUUGCGUAGCAGGAGGAUGGGCUGGUGGCAGUGCAAAGGCAACGUCUCUUUUUAAAAAUGCUGAGUUGAUGUGGAAACAGAGUGUGUGGACAUCAACAAUCUCCAGUCAUUUAGCUACAAAACAUCUGAAAGCCGAUGGCUUGUUGACACUGACAGGAGCAAGUCCUGCUUUGAAGGGUACAACAGGGAUGGUGGGCUAUGGCAUGGCAAAGGCGGCUGUUCAUCAGCUCUGUCAGAGUCUAGCUGGAGAGAAAAGUGGAAUGCCCCCCGGAUCUUCAGCUCUUGCAAUUUUGCCUGUUACCUUGGAUACACCAAUGAACAGGAAAUCAAUGCCUAAUGCAGAUUUCAGCUCCUGGACACCACUAGAAUUUGUUGCUGAGUGA